Rhinichthys klamathensis goyatoka is the source of this 2433-nucleotide messenger RNA. It is a transcript of the gene carf, whose product is annotated as calcium responsive transcription factor. The coding region runs from base 57 to 2135 and encodes 692 amino acids. Gene Ontology annotation, biological process: regulation of transcription by RNA polymerase II. The record is from RefSeq and is a predicted model, not a curated record. The transcript has 14 exons. Gene Ontology annotation, cellular component: nucleus. Gene Ontology annotation, molecular function: RNA polymerase II cis-regulatory region sequence-specific DNA binding; DNA-binding transcription factor activity, RNA polymerase II-specific. NCBI's taxonomy places the organism in Eukaryota, Metazoa, Chordata, Actinopteri, Cypriniformes, Leuciscidae.
AUGCGCAGUUUACGCGUUUUUUUGGCGUGAGGAAUCCCGGACGAAGACGAGAAUAAAUGGAGGAGGAAGAGAGAGAUGUGACAGAUGUUCUUAAGACUGAAGAGAGAGAGGAUCUACAGUAUGCAGACACACGAGCUGGACUGCAACCUGGCAAAAACUCCAAAUCUAAAGAAAAUGCAGAUGCAAAAGUGCUUCCAUCAGUCAUUCCAGCCCCAGAAACUGUAGCAGCCAAUCAGAAGCCCUCUACAGUCCCGGAACAAGUGGACAACUUAGUUAUACUUGAUCAAAACGGACAUCCUAUUCAGUAUGAGCGGGUGGUGAUCGUGAAAGGGGAGAAUGGACAGUUGUACGGUGUCCCAUCUGUGUCUGUAGGGGGACCUCAGAUGUUACUGCCUCACGGUCAGCUGUUGAAAGUAGCAAACUCAUCUGGAAUCUUUGUGGAGAAAAGACUGCAGCCAAUCAUCGCAUCCACAAAAGACAAUGAUGGCACCCAUAGUUUAUCCGCACUAGCGGCUCAGAGUGUCACUGGUAUUAAAAUUCAGAAAAAAGGUUCUCCUGAUGUAUUUGAGCCCCCAGUGAAGCCACUGCCACCAGGGGCACCAAACUGGGCUCUAAGACUGCGUGGGUGUGAGAAGAUCGGAGAAUCGUACCGUGGUUACUGUAACACAGAGGCAGAGCUUGAGGCCGUUCAGCUUCUACACAAGCAGCAGACUCACGCUGUGUUUGGCACCCGCCAAUCACCCUCACCGGCUAAACCUGCCACCAGACUCAUGUGGAAAUCACAGUAUGUGCCCUACGAUGGCAUUCCCUUUGUUAAUGCAGGUAGCAGAGCCAGUGUGAUGGAAUGCCAGUUUGGUCCACGGAGGAAGGGCGUUCAACCUAAAAAAGGGUCAGAGCAAGAAACGAAUCAAAACAUCCUCUACAAAGCAACCUGCCCUGCCAGAAUAUAUAUCAAAAAAGUACGAAAAUUCCCGGAGUACAAGGUUCCAACAGAUCCCAAAGUGGACAAGAAGGUAGUGCGACAAGAGCAGGAGAAAGCCUUCUUCAACCUCAAGAAGAGUUUAUGGGAUGCUGGAGGCAUUGUAAGGUAUUACAUCCAGCUCCCUACAGAGAAAGCCCACUUGUACCAUGACGUGGACACUGCAAACCUGCCUCCACUCCCAGAGCAGAUCUGCUUUGCAGAGGAAGAACAAAAUGACGAUGAAGAGGAAGAGACAGAGGAGCUGGACAGUGAAGCCAUGCAGGAUGUCAUGAUGGAGGAUGGGGCGUCCCUACCCUCUCGACUACACCCGCUCGUGGCAGAGAAGAUCUGUGAGUUGGUGGCACAAGGUCAUAACCAGGUUUACACUGUCCGCAAGCAGCUCAGGUAUGACUCAGAUGGUUUCAAAUCUCCUUUGUUUUAUUUGCUGGAAAACGAUUUACUGUUGCUUUGUGAACGCCCUGGCAGGAGGUUUGUGGAACAUGAGAUGUUCAAGUCAGAGGAUGUGCCUGAGAGACACAAUCUGUGUUACUUUCCCACUGUCAAUGACAUCAAGAACCACAUCCAUGAGGCUCAAAAAGCUCUUCAGCUGACGGCGGAACCACUGGCUACCUCGGAUACAGAGUGGAAAGCAGAGGCUAAUAACCUGCUUCCAGAGACUUUGACCCUGACUCCUGCUACUGUAGAUGUGUCCUCUCAGAAGGAAGGACUCUUGGAAGAGAGUGACACUCUUUCUCCGGAGGCUGUGCAGCUCUUCAGCUCUCUCACCUCACUGCAGCCCAAGAUCUUUGCACAUCUCCAGGCCAUCCAGCUACAGCCUGCCUUGUGUCCAGUUGAAGACACUGCCCAACCUACACCUACACCCCCACCAGAAGCCCAAGAGCUGUCCAGCCCUGCACCUCCACAGCCUGUUCUGCUGAGUCCGUCCCAGUUCCUCCAGUCAAGUGGCAGUGGUGGCGAAAGCAUAUCUCUGUGUGACCCCCCGACCCUGCUCGGCAUGAGCCAGCUGGUGAGUGUGACCCAGGUGACUAAUGCCGGAGCUGAAGGUGGCAUCACACAGAUCCUGUUGGAGGACGGACAGGCCAUUCCCGUCCAGAUUGUGGACCCUGCAAGCAUAGCUUUGACUCCCUCAGCAGACGACACUUCAGUUAAAUAGGAGAGUGGGAAAUCUAUGGAUGUGUCAGCAGUCAGAAAUACAACAACGAGAAAUGAAAACAAAUGUCCAUGUCUGUGACAGAACAGCGACUGACGAUUGAGCUCUUUGACCAAUGGAGGACUGAUUCAUUGUUUCAAGUACAGUAUUAUGUAAACAUGAACUCAUGCGAUAUUGAUUUGUAUUAUUAUUUGUUUCCAUUUCCCAUUAUUGCUAUUUUAAUUUAUUACAGUGGUGACUGGAGAAAAAAACUAUUUCUCAAAAGUAUGAAUGAGAUCAAAAUUAAAUAUUUAAAGCUAAA